This is a messenger RNA of Mus caroli (Ryukyu mouse), 3028 nucleotides long. It is a transcript of the gene Ca10, whose product is annotated as carbonic anhydrase 10 (inactive). The record is from RefSeq and is a predicted model, not a curated record. NCBI's taxonomy places the organism in Eukaryota, Metazoa, Chordata, Mammalia, Rodentia, Muridae. Gene Ontology annotation, molecular function: carbonate dehydratase activity; zinc ion binding. Gene Ontology annotation, biological process: one-carbon metabolic process.
CUUUUUGCCUCCGCCCCCGGGUGCCUGGCCGCCCCGCUGACGUGGGGACUCCGGGCGGCCGCAAGGAAGCUCACCUGGCCGAGCCUUCUCCUUCCCCUCCUCCCCAUGCUCCCGCCCCCACCUGCCCUCCUCCUCUCCAAGUGGGAAGGCGUCGGGAUCCGUAGGCGAGGAAAUAACGACCCCUGCAGUUGCAUUGCGGAAAAUCUCGGCGGCGGUGCUAGUUGCGGGCGAUGGAAGCGAGGCAAUUGCGGGGUCUGGGGAGCCCUGGAAAAUAGCAGAAAAGCGGAAAGCGCGCGUGCAACGAGGGGGAGUCAGUGAGACUCCAGACGCACCCCAAUCCUGGGAGCCUAGCCUUGGGCUUGGCGUCCUGGAAGCAUCGCCUGAAGCCAGCUUGGAGGCGGCAGGCGGCUCGAGGACUUGGGGAGCAGGGAGGGUCAACGGAGGCAGCUGGUGACCUGUGUUUGCGGGCAAUAAUCCCCGCUUCUCUUUCUUUCUCUGUGUGCGGUGUCUGCUCCUCUCUCCCCACCCCUCCGGAAGCAGGAGAACUGGCCUGACCAGAGACAGCAGCCACCCUUUGACCAUGCCCCGGUGAAGGGGGGCGGACUUCGAGGGCAACUUGUCGCGGACUACCUGGACUCAGCUAGCCUGCGGAAAGAGAGCGAGAGCCCAGAACUCUACAGCUCGGCCCAGCGGGGGGCUGUUGUCUAUGUCUUCUUGGGGCGCCCGGCGGAUUGGGGUCUCGGUUUUGCAGGAAAAGCCCAGCGCUGUUGGCUUCAGGUGGCUGCCGCCGCCGCCGCGGUCGCCGCAAGUGCUGUUUCCGCCACUGGUGAGAGGAGCAGAGACACAAGAGCGGGGAGACCUCCGAGGCAACGAGGCAUCGGACAUGUGUCAGCACAUCUGGGGAGCACAUCCGAAGAGCCCGAGGGGAGAUUUGCCGAAACAAUUCAAACUGCGUUAUUGAUCUUGGGGGUGCCUGUCCCUGGCCGGCUGUCGGGUGGGAGCGCGAGUGUGCGCUCUCUGGAGAGAGUGUGCGUGUGUGUAUGUGUGUACCGUGUCGGGCUCCCCCCUUCCCCCCUGUUUUCCCGUCGAGUGAUGCACCUGGAAUGAGAAUCAGAGGAUGGAAAUAGUCUGGGAGGUGCUUUUUCUUCUUCAAGCCAAUUUCAUCGUCUGCAUAUCAGCUCAACAGAAUUCACCAAAAAUCCAUGAAGGCUGGUGGGCAUACAAGGAGGUGGUCCAGGGAAGCUUUGUUCCAGUUCCUUCUUUCUGGGGAUUGGUGAACUCAGCUUGGAAUCUUUGCUCUGUGGGGAAGCGUCAGUCCCCUGUCAACAUAGAGACCAGUCACAUGAUCUUCGACCCCUUUCUGACACCUCUUCGCAUCAACACUGGGGGCAGGAAGGUCAGUGGGACCAUGUACAACACUGGAAGGCAUGUCUCCCUCCGCCUGGACAAAGAGCACUUGGUCAAUAUUUCAGGAGGGCCCAUGACAUACAGUCACCGCCUGGAAGAGAUCCGGCUACACUUUGGGAGUGAGGACAGCCAAGGGUCUGAACACCUCCUCAAUGGACAGGCCUUCUCCGGGGAGGUACAACUCAUCCACUAUAACCACGAGCUAUACACAAAUGUCACAGAAGCUGCGAAGAGCCCCAAUGGAUUGGUGGUAGUUUCUAUAUUUAUAAAAGUUUCUGAUUCAUCAAACCCAUUUCUUAAUCGAAUGCUCAACAGAGAUACUAUCACAAGAAUAACAUAUAAAAAUGAUGCAUACUUACUACAGGGACUUAAUAUAGAGGAACUGUAUCCAGAGACCUCUAGUUUCAUCACUUAUGAUGGGUCGAUGACUAUCCCGCCCUGCUAUGAGACAGCAAGUUGGAUAAUAAUGAACAAGCCUGUGUACAUAACCAGGAUGCAGAUGCAUUCCCUACGCCUCCUCAGCCAGAAUCAGCCAUCGCAGAUCUUUCUGAGCAUGAGUGACAACUUCAGGCCUGUCCAGCCACUCAACAAUCGCUGUAUCCGCACCAACAUCAACUUCAGUUUACAGGGGAAGGACUGUCCUAACAACAGGGCCCAGAAGCUACAGUACAGAGUAAACGAAUGGCUCCUCAAGUAGGGAACUAAGCCAAGAAGAAUCCCACCUCAGUGAAAUUCUACAACUGUGAAUUGACGUAACCCAGAAUGCCCCCCUUCCCUGUCCUUCCUCCCCUAAGCCUUUCACUCUUUGGAUUGGCCCCUUUUUCAUGAAAAUUGUCUGCAAAAAUGUUUCAGAGGAGUGCAUCUGUCUCUCUCUCUCUCUCUACACACACACAUACACACACACUCAUACACACACACUCAUACACACAUAUAUACACACAGAGACACAUACACACACAUAAACACAAAUGCACACACUCAUACACACAUAAACACAAGUACACAUGCACACACACACACACACACACACACCACCUCCAUGAUGGAAAAGCCAAGUUUCAGAAACAAAGGUUCAUUCAUCAAAGGUCUUAGAAGAAAACAACCAGUUAACCUGAUUACAAUUUUGAUACUGUUUUCCUGAACUAAUAAGUCAACCCAAGGAGACUUCUCAGCCUUUGUAUAUACAAAAUUCUUCCAAAAGAGAGUGGGAAAAAAAACAAAACAAAACACCGCUCUGACAGCAUCAAGCGGACUCGGCAUCUCACCGUCCCUGACAGUGUCCUGGGCUACUCCAAGGGUGCUGUGACAGGUGACCAGGACAAAGCUGACCAAGGACACUUAUUUCUAGAUUACGAUUCUUCUGUUUACUCAAUAAUUUAAAAAGAAAAUCUUCAAAAAAUAAAUAAACAAAUAAAUAAAAGGACAGACAUCAAAGAGCUAUACGUUGUAUAUAUUUAUCACCGCAGACUAUAAGAAUGGAAUUAUUUCCCUCUUUGUCACAUAACUGUACUAGGACUUGCCCGAGAUCAGAAUCGAUUCAUUCGCUGUUUCUUGUUUUCCGAAAGUCAUACAUUGUGUUUGGUUAUUGUUAACAGCCCAAUAAAUGUGUUUAAUGCGUUGA